This is a messenger RNA of Anolis sagrei ordinatus, 1759 nucleotides long. Lineage: Eukaryota; Metazoa; Chordata; Lepidosauria; Squamata; Anolidae. The record is from RefSeq and is a predicted model, not a curated record.
AGGAAAAGGAAGAGGAGGAGGAAGAGGCUGGGCCAGGAUGGCGGCCCCCGUCUCGCCUGAGAGCUUGGAGGAGUCGCUGGACUGGCAGGAAGCAGGAUUUAAAACUGAAAAUGAAGAUGAUCUACAGUUUAUAUCUGUCAGCAAUCAACAAUUAGAUGAAGGUGCAACUUUUGUGAGAGUUAGAAAAUUUGGGAAAAGCAAAAAACCACGUUAUGACGGCUCCCUGGUUCAUUUGACCCAGCGAUUCAUGGAGCUUAUCAGAACUGCUCCACAAGGUGUUCUCGAUUUGAAUGAGGUUUCCCGUAAGCUGGGAGUGCGGAAACGAAGAGUGUACGAUAUCACAAAUGUGCUAGACGGAAUCCAUCUGAUUCAGAAAAGAUCCAAGAAUCAUAUUGAGUGGGUUGGAUCGGAUAUUAAGAAUAUCACUAGAAGGACACCAGAGCAGCAAAAGUUACGAGAUGAAAUUUAUGAUUUGACAGCAAUGGAAGAGGCACUGGAUGAAUUAAUCAAGGACUGUGCUCACCAAUUGUUUGAUUUAACAGAUGAUAAAGAAAACUCAAGACUAGCUUACGUGACCUAUCAAGAUAUUCGUAGCAUUGAGGCAUUUCAAGACCAGAUUAUUAUUGCCAUUAAAGCGCCUGAAGAAACCAGAAUGGAGGUGCCACCCCCUAAAAUGAACUGUAUAGAAGUCCGCAUAAAGAGUACAAAGGGUCCUGUUGAUGUUUUUCUAUGUGAGGUGCCACAACAAAAGCCGGAAGCUGAUGCUUUGGAAAAGUGAGCAACAUGAGAAAUUGACAGCGUAUUUGUACUGCUAAAAUACUUGAUUUCUGAACUUCAGCUUCAUGGACCUCACCGGUUUUAAUUCCUCAUCAGCCUGCACAAAGAGGAGAAAUGUUUGCCAUGCCUGCAUUAAAGAGACCAAGAGGAGUCUGGAAUUACAAGAAUCCUCUCCACAUCAAGCUUAUCACCUAUCUUCAGUAAAGGGACAUCUUUCCUUAGACUACUUUUCCCAUAAAGGGUUGUUUUGCUUUGGUUCAUUCCCACCAACCAAAUGGCAGUGACAGAACUGCAGUUCUACUAUGUAAGGCAACCUUAAGUGACGUUCCCAAAUCAUAGCUUGGUUUUGUCCUUUGUAUAAGCUUGAACAUAUAUACGAGAUCCCUAUGUCCAGCGGUUCUCAACCUGUGUCCCCCCCCAGGUGUUUUGGCCUACAAUUCCCAGAAAUCCCAGCCAGUUUACCAGCUGUUAGGAUUUCUGGGAGUUGAAGGCCAAAAUAUCUGAGGACCCACAGGUUGAGAACCACUGUCCUAGUCUAUUUCCUGUGUGUUGCCGCUUAAUAAGUGAAAGUGGCAAUAAAUAAAUUUGCAGUUAUGGUUUAGCUUUCGAAACUGAAUCUGAAGCCAAAUGUACUCAGAAAGGGACAGCUUUUGAAGAAAUGCACUUUUAUUCUGAAGCAGCACUUCUGCCAGGCAGAAUUAUAUUAAAAAAUUGGGAGAUGAGAGGCCCUGCACUCAGAUAGAUUAGGAAAAAAAAACUAUGCACUAUAUCAUAGGUGUUCAUAUGAGUGGCAUUAAACUCAGUUUGGAAUCAUGGCUGUUAAGUUUUGAAGAAACUGAAAUUGCUUGGGUCAUGUGUAUAUGUGUGUGCAUAUGUAUAUAUUGUGUAUCAUGUUUAAAUGGUCACUAAUGGAAAUCUUGGCAGUGUGAGCAGCACACUUGCCUCUGUACAGAAAAAAUAAACGUAAACUUGUAAAUAUUAA